AUGUCUCAUCCCCAAUCCAUCUUCCACCAUACCACCUUAACACCAGGUUCCCUCCUCCACCGUCGGAGGACUACAGUCUCAAAGACAACACUGCAUACACAGCUCAAAAGACUCCGCGAGACCGGUCGCUACGAUUGUUUCAAACUGAAAUGGCAUGAGAUUUAUGCGGACAAAUCCAUGUGGCCUGUUCCAUUCCAUCUCUUCUGGGACAGCGACAUAGCGAAGUGGAUCGAGGGUGCUUGUUAUUUUCUUCAUGAUGAGUUUGAUACUGAAAUCGAUGCUGCGGUGAGAGAUUUGGUCGAAAUGAUACGGUCGGCGCAGCAGGAUGAUGGAUACUUAAAUGUUCAUUAUACUGUUGUUGAGCCGCGAAAGCGGUGGACGAAUCUGCAGGAUAUGCAUGAAUUAUACAACGCUGGUCAUCUCAUCGAAGCAGCCCUAGCUCACCACCAGUACUACAAGAACAACCUUCUUUUGGAGCCAAUGGAGAAAUACGUUGCCUUGAUUCACCGUACCUUUGGACCGGACGAGAACCAACUGCACGGAUACCCUGGACAUCCCGAGAUCGAAUUGGCUCUGUUCCGCUUAUACCAGACCACCGGAAACAAGGACGCUUACGAUCUAUCCCGAUACUUCCUCGAAGAACGGGGAAACCACAAAGGUCAGGACGGACAGCAUUACUUUGAAUGGGAGUCGAAGCAACGUGGUCAGAGUCUGUACCAUCGACCUGAUCCCUACCCUGAGCACGGGUCUCAUUGGUACUGCCAGGCUCAUCAACCAAUUCUGGAACAACAGACCGUCGAGGGGCAUUCUGUACGCGCAAUGUAUCUUCUCACCGCUGUAGCCGACAUGCUCUGCAUCGAUAAAUCUGGCUCUCGAUCACUCUCUUCCUCAUCAAGUUGGAAAGACGCCGUAUACCGCCUCUGGGACAACAUGGUGACCAAAAAGAUGUACCUCACCGGCGGUAUCGGCGCCAUUAAACAGUGGGAAGGUUUCGGACGUGAUUAUUUCCUCCCUCAAUCCACCGACGAAGGCGGAUGCUACGCCGAAACCUGUGCAUCCAUUGCGGUCAUGAUGCUUGCCGAGCGACUGCUGCAUAUAGAGCUUGAUGCAAAGUAUGGGGAUGUCAUGGAACUCUGUUUGUAUAACAAUGUCAUGACGGCUAUGAGUCUUGAUGGAAAGGCGUUUACGUAUGUUAAUCAGCUUGGGAGCUCGGAGAGUGAUAAGAGUGUGAGGGAGGAGUGGUUUUGGUGCGCUUGUUGUCCGCCGAAUGUGACGCGUUUGUACGGAUCGUUAGGGGGAUAUCUUUGGGACUUUGGGGAGGAGAAUGGGAAGGAGGUGUUUGUGAAUGUGCAUUUGUAUACGAAUGCCGAGUUGAAGAUUGGGGUUGGGGAGGGGGAGGUUGUUCUUCGGCAAGAGACGGAAUGGCCGUGGGAUGGACUCGUCAAGUUUCGACUUACGAGUCCUGCGGCGGUGAACACCACGAUACGACUCAGGAUUCCGGGGUGGUCUCGGAAUCAGUAUACCCUGGAGCCGAAGCCUAACGAAGGUAGUGUUCACUUGCACAAAGGCUAUCUCACUCUCGAUCCAGCUUACACGGCUACGAAUCCCGCCUUCUCAAUCACAAUCGGCAACUUCACGCCUCGUUACAUUGCUCCGCACCCAUACACGAACCAGCAUACUCUGACACUUGCUCGAGGACCACUAGUGUACUGUAUCGAGGAUGCAGACAAUGCAUGGGAAGAUAAUCACUUCAAGGAUGUUGGGCUCAAAGCGGGUAUUGCGGUCAAGGAGGAGAGGUUAUGUAUUAGUGGGACAGAUGAAGAGUAUAUUGCGUUGAGGACUUCAUGCUGGAGACGCAGUGGGAAGUUGGAGGAGGCAAUGUCGACACCUGGUUUUGAUGUUGGGGGACAGGGAUCCAGGUUCGAUGAUGAGAGGGAGGGUGUCUUUGUGCCGUAUUACCUUAGGGCUAACCGAGGGGGAAACGGGCAUAUGAGAGUUGGACUGCAUCAUAUACAGGGCUAGGUCAUCUCUUAGCAAGAACAUAAAAUAGAUAUGUCGAGACUCUAUCACUUGGAUUUGCU
Molecule: messenger RNA, 2081 nt
Organism: Fusarium odoratissimum NRRL 54006
Lineage: Eukaryota; Fungi; Ascomycota; Sordariomycetes; Hypocreales; Nectriaceae
Exons: 2
Coding region: 1-2022 (673 amino acids)
Biological process (GO): carbohydrate metabolic process
Source: RefSeq, a predicted model, not a curated record